Suncus etruscus (white-toothed pygmy shrew) is the source of this 2577-nucleotide messenger RNA. RefSeq names its product meprin A subunit alpha (gene MEP1A). Gene Ontology annotation, biological process: proteolysis. Gene Ontology annotation, molecular function: metalloendopeptidase activity; protein binding; zinc ion binding. Gene Ontology annotation, cellular component: membrane. Lineage: Eukaryota; Metazoa; Chordata; Mammalia; Eulipotyphla; Soricidae. The record is from RefSeq and is a predicted model, not a curated record.
AUGGUUUCGACUAGCUCUACUUGCAUUCUCUGUUUGAUUUUGCUUUUUGCCCAUAUUUCAGCUGUAACAGUAAGUAGAAUUCUUCACUUCGGAUAUUUAAAAAUGCUUAUUAUAAUAUACAUUUUUCACCAUCUACAUAUUUAUGUCUUCCAGAUUAAGCAACCUCCUAAAGGAAAUGGAAAUGAUGCAGACUUUAAUGAACAGAAGGAUAUUUCAGAAAUAAAUUUAGCUGCUGGCUUGGACCUCUUUCAAGGUGACAUACUCCAGCAAAAAUCCAAAAAUGGCCUGAGAGAUCCCAGCACCAGGUGGAAGUUCCCCAUUCCUUACAUUUUGGCUGACAAUCUGGAUCUGAAUGCCAAAGGAGCUAUUCUCUAUGCCUUUGAAAUGUUCCGCCUCAGAUCCUGUGUGGAUUUCAAGCCAUAUGAAGGAGAAAGCUCAUACAUCAUCUUUCAGAAGUUUGAUGGGUGCUGGUCUGAGGUAGGUGACCAACAUAUAGGACAGAAUCUUUCCAUUGGUGCACGUUGUGACUAUAAAGCCAUCAUCCAACAUGAGAUCCUGCAUGCUUUGGGAUUUUACCAUGAACAAUCAAGAUCUGACAGGGAUGACUAUGUGAACAUCUGGUGGGAUGAAAUUCUUCCAGGUUACCAGCACAACUUUAAUACCUAUGAUGACAACAUGAUCACAGACCUCAAUACACCCUAUGACUAUGAGUCUUUGAUGCACUAUGCACCUUUCUCAUUUAACAAGAAUGAAAGUGCCCCUACUAUCACAGCCAAGAUCCCUGAGUUUGAUGCCAUCAUAGGGCAGCGCCUGGAUUUCAGUCCCAUUGACUUGGAGCGCCUAAAUCGAAUGUAUAAUUGCACCACGACUCACACCCUUUUGGACCACUGUGCUUUUGAGAAGACAAAUAUCUGUGGGAUGAUUCAGGGCACCAAAGAUGAUGCUGACUGGGAUCAUAAGGAUAGCACUCUACCAGGACAAAUGGAUCACACGUUGGUUGGACGAUGUACAGGUGCUGGCUAUUUCAUGCACUUUAGCACCGACUCAGGGAAUAAAGAAGAGGCAGCACUGUUGGAGUCUCGGAUUCUUUACCCCAAGAGGAAACAGCAGUGUCUACAGUUUUUCUAUAAAAUGACAGGAAGUCCUUCAGAUCGUCUGGUCAUCUGGGUGCGGAGGGAUGAUGGCACAGGCAAUGUUCGCAAGCUAUUCAAGGUGGAGACCAUUCGAGGUGAUGGAGUACAAGACUGGAAAAUUGCCCAUGUGACUCUCAGAGAGGAAAAGAAGUUUCGUUACCUGUUUCAGGGAACAAGAGGUGACCCCCAGAAUUCGAAUGGAGGGAUUUACCUAGAUGACAUCACUCUGACUGAAACUCCAUGCCCCACUGGGGUUUGGACAGUACGAAAUUUCUCCCAGCUUAUUCAGAACACAACCAAAGGAGACAACAUGUACAGUCCUCAGUUCUACAAUUCAGAGGGAUACUGCUUUGGCUUGAGUUUAUACCCUAAUGGCAAAAAUACUUCCAGCAAUUCCUAUACAGCACUUGAUUUUCACCUGUGCAGUGGGGAGAAUGAUGCUAUCCUAGAGUGGCCUGUGAUAAAUAGACAGGCAAUAAUGACUAUACUGGACCAGGAACCUGAUGCCAGGAAUAGAAUGUCUGCAAGUAUGGUGUUCACUACCUCCGAGACCCAUACAUCUGCAACAAUAAAUGACUCUGUCAUCUGGGACCGGCCAUCCCGUGUGGGAACUUUUGAUGGCAGCUGUAAUUGUUUUAGAAGCAUUGGUAGGGGCUGGUCUAAUUUUAUCUCCCAUGAAAUGCUGAAAAGAAGGAGUUUCCUUAAAAAUGAUGACCUCAUAAUAUUUGUGGAUUUUGAAGAUAUCACCCACCUUAACCAGACUGAAGUUCCCGUUAAAAACACAAGACUGACCCCUCCAGACCUGGUUUUCCAAGAGCAGGAGAAGCAGGACUUCUCAGAAGAUGAUUCGGAGAAGGCUGUGUGGGAGAGAUUCUCCUUAGACAGCCAAAGCCAAGAGCAACCCAGCAGACAGAAGCGGUCCGUGGAGAACACAGGCCCCAUGGAGGACCACAACUGGCCACAAUACUUCAGAGAUCCCUGCGACCCCAACCCUUGUCAAAAUGAAGGCAUCUGUGUAAAUGUGAAGGGGAUGGCAAGUUGCAGGUGUGUGUCUGGUCAUGCCUUCUUCUACACGGGAGAGCGGUGCCAGGCCAUGCAAGUGCAUGGCAGUCUCCUGGGCCUGAUGAUUGGAGGCACUGCAGGGGCAAUUUUCUUGACCAUAACCAUCGUCUCUAUCCUCUCUCAAAGGUCUUGGAUCACACAUUGGCUGGCACCUGUCACAAUGUGUAUUCAGUUGCUGGACCAGAAUUCUAUCAGCUGGUCUCAGCCAAGGGCUGACUGGCAAGGCUCCCCAAAUGUUUCUGAUCACUUAUCCCACCCAUCCUCAGAAGAGGGUUCCAGAGCUGCUUCCCAUAAUGACCACGAGGUGGCAAUCAAACCUCAAGAAAAGAGGAGAGACUACAGCCUGGGAGCCCGGCGCUGGCUGCCAGCUGUCACUCAUUAG